UUGCAAACAGCUCGGAGUGAGGUAAGAGACACAACUCACUUGUUUAACAUUUGGAAAGCUGUCCAGUUCUCUGACAUCAUGAAAGUGACGUGGAUUGUUUUGGCGUUCAUAUUGUUCAGUCAUCUACAGUGGACAGCAGCUGCUCCAGGCGCAGGGCUGCACACAUGGGAUAGAUUUAGCAAACUUUCAUAUCCCGGUGACAAAGCCUUCCUCUAUGACACUUUCCCUGACAAGUUCAUGUGGGCUGUUGGCACCGCUGCCUAUUCAGUUGAAGGAGCCUGGGAGAAAGACGGGAAGGGUAAGUCUAUCUGGGAUACUUUCACUCAUGGUGGGACCCGGGUAUCCAGAGGCGAUGUGGGCAGUGACAGUUAUCACAACAUCCCGGGAGACCUCAGAGCCCUGCAGCAACUUGGAGUCAGUCACUACCGCUUUUCUCUGUCCUGGCCACGCAUCUUCUCCAAUGGCACCAAAGAAAGCUACAACGAAAAAGGUGUGGAGUAUUAUAAAAGUCUUAUUCGAGGAUUGAAGAAAAUUAAAGUGCAGCCCAUUGUGACUUUAUAUCAUUGGGACCUGCCAGACAAUUUGCAGACUUUAUUUGGAGGCUGGAGCAAUUCGGUUAUGGUGGAACUAUUCAGAGAAUAUGCAGAUUUUUGUUUUAAAACAUUUGGAUCGGAUGUGAAAUUUUGGAUUACCAUUGAUAAUCCUUUUGCUGUGGCCUGGCAUGGAUAUGGAACUGGGGUUGUGGCACCUGGUAUCAAAAAUGACUCAGUUUUGCCUUUCAGAGUUGGACAUAAUCUUCUAAAGGCUCAUGCAGCUGCCUGGCACAUGUAUGAUGACUGUUAUCGUUCCAGUCAGGGUGGACGAGUGUCCAUGGCUCUGGCCUCCCACUGGAUCAAACCUAGCAGAACCAGACAGGAGAACAGGAAAGCCUGCCAGUGUUCUCUGGACUUUGUGCUUGGCUGGUUCGCCCGACCAUUGUUUGUGGAUGGAGACUAUCCACCCUGCAUGAAACGAAAUUUGAUCCACAGACUGCCGUCCUUCACGGAGGCCGAGAGCUUGUACGUUAAUGGAACAGCAGACUUCUUUGCCCUGUCUCACGGACCUGCUCUUAGUUUUCAGCUGAUCAAUGACAGUCUGCUCUUUGGCCAGACAGAAGACCUGGGUCUGAGGAUGCUGCUGUACUGGGUCGGUGCCGAGUACAACAAUCCUCCCAUCUUUGUGGUGGAGAGCGGCUGGUAUGGAAGUGGCAACACGAAAACAAAGGAUGCUAAGCAUAUGUACUAUCUGAAGCGCUUUAUUAUGGAGACUCUAAAAGCAAUUCGCUUUGACAGAGUAAAUGUGAUUGGUUACACAGCAUGGUCUCUGCUGGACGGGUAUGAGUGGUACCGUGAAUAUGGAAUACGACGAGGGCUAUUCUUUGUGGAUUUCAACACUGCUGAUCUGAAAAGAGAGCCAAAGACCUCUGCCACUUUUUAUAGCAAACUCAUAGAGAAGAAUGGCUUCCCUCAGCUGCCUGAGAGCCAGCCUGCGCAGGGCGUCUUUCCCUGUGACUUUGCCUGGGGAGUUGCAGCCAACUCAAUACAGGUUGAUACUAUACCUAGCCAGUUUGCCGACCCUAGCGUUUACAUUUGGAACGUUUCUGGUAAUGGAGAGCUGAGAAAGGUCCCGGGUGUGCUGGUGCCCCCUAUGCACAGGAAAUACCACUGUGCCAAUUACGGCAGCAUCCUCCAGCAGGUGUCUGAAGUGCACCGUAUGCAAGUCUCACACUUCCAAUUCUCCAUCAACUGGUCCUCCAUCACUCCAACAGGCCGGGUGUCUGAUGCUAACGAAACACUUCUGAAAUACUACCAUUGCUUUGUCAGUGAGCUACGAAUGGUUAACGUGACCCCUGUUGUGACCCUUUGGCAACGCACAGGGAAACUGUCCAGCCUGCCGGCACCCAUGGAGGCUGGUGGGGGCUGGCAGAGCGAGGAGACAGUUCAGGCCUUUGCAGACUACGCCAGGUUGUGUUUCCAACGACUAGGAGCUCAUGUGAAGCUGUGGAUCACGCUGAAUGAACCUAAUGAUGAAGACCUUGAAUACACUGUGGGCCACCAGCUGCUCCGUGCGCAUGCUUUAGCUUGGCACGUCUACGACACUGAAUUCCGCAGAGCCCAAGGUGGUAAGGCAUCACUGGUCCUUCAUAUGGACUGGGUCGAACCUGCGUUUUCUUUCAACAGAGAGGACACUGAGCCUGCAAACCGAGUUCUGGACUUUCGAGUCGGCUGGUUUGCAGAUCCCAUCUUUGGUAGUGGUGAUUACCCAGGGGUGAUGCGCACUUGGCUCCAACAGCGAAAUAAUAUUGAUCUCUUCAGCUACCACUUACCUACAUUCAGCGAUGAAGAUCGGCUGUUGGUUAAAGGAACCUACGAUUUCUUCGCCAUCAGCCAUUUUACUACCUCGAUGGUGUAUGAUGGAGUGGAGGACACAUAUACCUUCAAAGACAAGUUGAAGGUACAGCUGAUUUCUGAUGUGACCUGGAUCAUGUCUUCAAGACGAAACUCUCCUGUGGUCCCCUGGGGUCUUCGCAAGGCACUGAACUGGGUUAACUCUCGAUACAAAGGGGUUCCCAUUUACGUGAUGGCCAAUGGUGUUCAAGAGGACACUGCUAGUUUUAAGGAUAGCUUGCGUGUCUACUACUUUUACAACUACAUUAACGAGGCCUUAAAAGCAUAUACACUGGAUGGAGUCAAUCUGAAGGGAUAUUUUGCAUACGCAUUCAGUGACCGUUGGGAUCCAGGCUUUGGCAUGUAUGGUCAUGUGCAGGAGGAGGUCAUUUCAAAAUCUUCACUGGCCCAUUACAAAGACAUUAUCCGCAACAACGGCUUCCUUGCCCCAGGCACACCUCAACAACAUUGUCCCCAUGCUCCAGUGCUCCUCACCAAGCAGCCUGUUGUUGGCUUUCUCUCUCUGGUGAGCUCUUGCAUGCUGAUCACAGUGUGCCUUGUUAUCUACUAUGCAGUCAAAAGGCACAAAAUAGCCACCAAAAAAUGAAAAAAUGGUUCCAGUGGACACUUUUUAUUUAUUUGUUUUACAGGUUAGUUUGAACACUAUGCUUUUAACACUUUCUUAAAUUGUUGCAGUUCUGGAAAAUCUUAAUGGGUACUACACAGGCCAGGAAUGCGUGGAUAAUUAUUUAACUGCAGUUUUACCAUGUAAAAACACUAUUUAUUUGUAAGAAAAUGAAUAUUGCAUUAUUUGAUCAAGUUUGCACAACGACUUGGUUUUUGCACAGAAGUUGUAGAAUAAAAGUUAUGGGGAAAGGGUAAUUAAUUCUGUUCUUACGUUUUGAAGACCUUACUAUGGUUAGCUUAAGUA
Messenger RNA from Carassius carassius (crucian carp), 3357 nucleotides. RefSeq names its product klotho-like. Lineage: Eukaryota; Metazoa; Chordata; Actinopteri; Cypriniformes; Cyprinidae. Bases 79 to 3033 code for a protein of 984 amino acids. Gene Ontology annotation, molecular function: hydrolase activity, hydrolyzing O-glycosyl compounds. The record is from RefSeq and is a predicted model, not a curated record. The transcript has 5 exons. Gene Ontology annotation, biological process: carbohydrate metabolic process.